AUGCCGCAGAAGAUCGUCCUCAACAGAGGGCGCAGCAAGGACCGCCUCGACGACAUCACGGGCUUCUCGAGGAGGAGGAAAUGGGCCACCUCCAAGCAGAACUACUUCUUGUUGUCUCUUCUAGAGCUCGACGAAAAAAUGUAUGGGAAGUACACAAAGGAGCUCGGAGCGUACGCAAAAGAGGAAGCAAAGCGAGCGAAGAAGAAAAGCGUUCAGGAAGUGGACGAGACGUUGGGGAAGCCGCGGGGAAGAUUGUACAACUCGAAGAUCGCGAAGGUGAUCGGCUGGGCGUGGAGGAACACCUUCGCCAGGCUCGGCGAGGACUGGGUCUUCUUGGCCCUCCUGGGCCUUAUAAUGGCCUUCCUCAGCUUCAUCAUGGACCACGGCAUAUCCAUGUGCAACAAGGGUAGGAUCUGGCUGUACAGGGACCUGGCCACACACCCUGUGGUACAAUACCUCGCCUGGGUCAGUCUCCCUUUCUGCCUCAUCCUGUUCUCAGCUGGCUUCGUCCACAUAGUAGCGCCGCAAUCUAUAGGUUCGGGUAUCCCGGAGAUGAAGACUAUACUGCGCGGAGUAUCCUUGAAGGAAUACCUGACGUUCAGGACCCUGGUGGCUAAGGUCAUCGGCCUCACCGCCACCCUUGGCAGUGGCCUUCCUCUCGGCAAGGAGGGUCCUUUUGUACAUAUCGCAAGUAUAGCUGCUACCCUUCUUUCAAAACUGGUCACUUCAUUUCAGUCCAUAUAUGAAAAUGAAUCUCGUAACACGGAAAUGCUUGCAGCAGCCUGCGCUGCUGGUGUUGCAAGUUGUUUCGGGGCCCCUAUUGGUGGUGUUUUAUUUAGCAUCGAGGUCACUACUGUUUAUUUCGCAAUCAGGAACUAUUGGAGAGGAUUCUUCACUGCAGUCUGCGGAGCAACAGUUUUCCGUCUUUUAGCUGUUUGGUUUCAAAAAGAAGAUACAGUCAAAGCCUACUUCCAGACUAACUUUACAAUGGAAUUUCCAUUUGACCCCCAAGAAUUAGUUGUUUUUUCUUUAAUGGGGGUCGUAUGUGGUAUUGGUGGUGCUGCUUAUGUUUGGUCCCACCGACAAUAUGUCCUUUUUAUGAGAAAAAAUAAGAAAAUGAAUGCCUUUCUACAAAAAAAUCGAUUUCUCUAUCCAGGAAUUGUGGUUCUUGUUGCAUCUUCUGUAUCUUUUCCUCUCGGACUUGGAAGGUUUAUGGCUGGAGAUUUAAAUACACACGACCAGGUAUCUGGCCUUUUUUCAAACUUUACUUGGACUAAAGAUGAACUAACUGUGGAAGAAUCAGAAGUACUUAGGCACUGGACAACCAAAAGUACAGACCAUUUUAUCUGUCUCACUGGGUUCAUUUUUUAUACUUUUAUAUUUUCAAUCAUAGCUUCUACGAUCCCUGUUCCAUCAGGUAGUUUUAUACCUGUCUUUAAAAUUGGAGCAGCCCUUGGAAGAAUUGCAGGAGAGCUGAUGCAUGUUAUUUUUCCACAGGGUAUACACCAUAGCGAAUUUACUACACCUAUCAUACCUGGUGGUUAUGCAGCUGUUGGCGCUGCUGCUUUCUCUGGAGCUGUCACACAUACUAUUUCAGUGUCUGUUAUCGUUUUUGAGAUGACUGGUCAAAUAACUCAUAUUAUCCCUAUAAUGAUAGCAGUCCUGAUAGCCAAUGCAAUCGCUUCUCUCCUCCAGCCUUCCCUUUAUGAUAGCAUCAUUCUCAUUAAGAAGCUUCCAUACCUGCCUGACUUACUCCCUUCUAGCUCAGGAAUUUACAAUGUUUAUGUAGAGGAUUUUAUGAUUAGAGAUGUUAAGUAUAUUUGGAAUAAUAUGAGUUAUCAUGAACUGAAAGCUGUCCUAAAAGAAAAUCGUCGACUUCGGAGUUUUCCACUUGUUGAAAAGCCAGAAAAUAUGAUCCUUCUUGGUUCAAUUCAAAGGCUAGAAUUGAUAAAGAUCAUAGAAAAACACAUCGGCAGGGAAAGAAGACUUCAGGUUGUUGCAAGAUGGCAAAAAGAAGCUCAAGAAAGGGCUAAAGAGGAAUACGAAAGAAAGAGGAGAGAAAGUGAAAGACAGAGGAGGCCAUCUAGAUUUGAAGUUACCCCUGCACCUGACAUACUUAGGAUGAAGCAGCAGUCUUCAGGUACUCUCGAUUCAGACCAUGGAUACAGGUUCCACCCGGUGUUUGGUACUCAGCCUAAAAAGUCAAUUUUGAAGAAGACUAAUUCAUUUAAUUUAAGAAAUUACAGCCCACUUACUACACCCUCAGUGACUCCCUACACAACUGUUACUGGAGCAGAAAGCAGAUCAGGUGGAGUUUGGAUGGCGUUUCGGAUACGCAUGGCAUUUGAAGCAAUAUUCCACAAGUCUACAACGCUACAAGAUGUUGAGCCAAAUGAAGACGAGGGCAGCCCCGAGCCAAGAGGCCUCAGUCCUCCUCCACCGUACCAACCUGUCAGUCUGCCGGCCAGUCCUGGUGUCAACAAGAAAGUUCAAUUGCCUCGAGAACGAGUUAUAGAUAUGUCACCCGAGGAUCAGAAGGAAUGGGAAGAGGAGGAACUGAGGGCAGGUGUCAGCUUCGCAGACUGCCAGAUCGACCCAAGUCCAUUUCAGCUCGUCGGUAGAACUUCUCUACUCAAGGCCCAUUCUAUAUUUUCUCUAGUUGGCAUAAAUCAUGCUUAUGUAACCAACAUUGGAAAAUUAGUUGGUGUUGUAGCUCUCAAAGAGUUGAGAAAGGCAAUUGAGGAUUCUAAUGCAGGAAUACCUCCAGGUUCACACCUGCAACAGGUUCAGCCACAAGCAGGCGAUGGUACAAGUGUCACUGCACCUCUAGUCAAUAAUAACCCUCCCGAAAUAAAAGUCAACAGUGUAUAG
Nezara viridula (southern green stink bug) is the source of this 2871-nucleotide messenger RNA. The record is from the annotation of a GenBank genome assembly. Lineage: Eukaryota; Metazoa; Arthropoda; Insecta; Hemiptera; Pentatomidae.